This is a messenger RNA of Anoplophora glabripennis (Asian longhorned beetle), 2360 nucleotides long. RefSeq lists its product as uncharacterized. The transcript is spliced from 9 exons. The record is from RefSeq and is a predicted model, not a curated record. The coding region runs from base 305 to 1954 and encodes 549 amino acids. NCBI's taxonomy places the organism in Eukaryota, Metazoa, Arthropoda, Insecta, Coleoptera, Cerambycidae.
AAAUGAGUGUAGCAUUCCUUUAAUUCAAUCUGUGGGCGGCUAUUUUUGUACGACUGCAAGUGUUUUCACACGGAAUUACUCGGGAAUAUAUUUAAAUUUGCAGCACGUGUGCGAUUCUCCCAAAUCAAAGUGACAGUGGCAAGUAGGAGUUUUAAAAAAAGUGUUCAGUAGUGUAAAUUAUGUGUGCGAAAGUUCGGUGGUGUCUUAGUGACCGCUAGAAAAUAUACAGGGUGUCUCUACAAUUAUUCAAGAGUGAGAUGUACCAUUUUAUGGCCCACAUUCUAGAGAAAUUUACCGAAUAGCCAUGGGAUCUAGCAGCGGGGGGAAGAAGAAAUACGUGAACUUCCGAAAUAGACAGCGUGCCAAUAUGAGCUUCUUCCUCGUCGUUAUGUUUUUCGCGGUGUUCGGCAUCAUCGUCUUCACGGAGAUCUUUUUCAUCGACGAAAGGGGACACGCCGGCGGGGUCCUUGUGCGCCACGGGUCGCUGAACUACCAGCACAAGCAGGACAGGGUGGUCGACUACGAGGAUGGCUUUCAGAACGAAGAUUACAUAUCAAUCAGAGUGGGCGCUGCUAUGGUGAACGACGAGACUCUGGGGGCCCUCUUGCUGGGGGGUAGGCCGCCAGUGGCGUUGCCUGUUGUAGAAAACGUCGCCCCCGCGUCUUCCAAGAUAGUGACAGAGAAUCAGUUACCUCCCUACCCUGACAACCUUACACUCGCUGAUGGUGCUUGGCAAAACGUGAAUGGAACGAGGUACAAAUUUUUCGUGUUCUCUGCCUUCUACGAUCAGAGGAGGCAGAGGAAUGUGAGGAUUAUUGGAGCGACUAAAACUAGGGGACCAGAGAGAGUGUGGUGCAGGCUGUGGUACAAAGUCAACGAUUUUAACUCCUCCUACCAUAUGUCUGUGACUGUACCCGGCAAAAUUAAGGUGAUAAGGGAGAAUUGGAAUCUCAAGUACAGCGCCUGCUUCGUGAUGUGCCCCCUGACGAACAGGACGGUGCCGGCGGCGGUGAGCGUGGUGGCGAGGGUGAGGGACCACCCGGCCAACCUGUUGGCCGUCAUCAAUAACUUCAACGAGUCCAUCCCCGCCAACCGGUUCGCGGUGUGUGUCAAGCCCCUCCACUUCGACUACAACAGGGAGAUGCAGAUCCUCGAAUUCAUCGAACUGAACCGCCUGCUGGGCGUCGAACACUUCACCUUCUACAACCACACGAUCGGCCACCAGGUGGCGUGCGUCCUGAGGGACUACGCCGACCGCGGCAUGGUUACCAUGCUGCCCUGGCAGCUGAACAUGGUCUCGCAGAAGGAGAUCAGGACGGAGGGCCUGUUCGCCGCCCUCAACGACUGCCUGUACAGGUCCAUGUACAAGUACUCGCACGUGCUGCUGAUCGACCUGGACGAGUACGUGGUGCCCAAACACAACGACACCCUGCCGCAGCUCAUCGACUAUUUGAACCAUCGACUAAACACCCGCACCACGGGCUCCUUCUCCUUCCAGAACGCCUUCUUCUACCUGCAGUGGGAGGACGACGACUCCGUCUACGGCUUCGACGACCCCGUCUCCGCCAACCUGGUGACGCUGCGGAAGACCCGACGGCGGAGCAAGCUGCACCCCCACAAGCAGCGCUCCAAGUACAUCUGCAAGCCCGAGUUGACCGUGGAGGCGGGCAACCACUUCGUUUGGGAGUUCGUGCCGGGACACGGCACCCUGAACGUGCCCGCCGACGCCGCCAUCUUGCACCACUACAGGAUAUGCGAGUUCGGGGGCGACGACUGCAUCAAGACGGCGUCGGUCGUGGAUACGACGGCAUAUAGGUAUAAGAACGUUUUGACUGAAGCGGUGAAAGCCAGAUAUAACCGACUGAGGCCCCGAUGCGGCUUGGGGGACCUCAAGCUACCCCAGACGAGGGUCUUCAACAAACUGAUCAACUUGCUGAAGGCGGGACAGAGUUAAUGGAAGAGACACUCGAGAAAUCGCGAGACGCAGUGAUCUAUAUUUAAUAUCGAGUUGAUGUGAGAACGAAAUUUUUAUUCAGUAUUAAAGACUGUAAAUAUUUUUGUACAUAAGUCUCUCUCGGGGUAUAUUUUCUGUUGGCCGCUUUGGGACGUUUUCCAUGCGGUUGGAUACCGAACGUGCUAGGUUCGUAUCGCAAUGGGAAAUUGUCGAUACGAACCAAUUUUGACGGUAGUUUUCAAAUUUCAGUCCCAAUUCCGGCGAGCAGAGGGUGCGCCCCCAGCACAAAACUUGGAACUUUUUACUCAAUAAAUGUAAAAAAUUGUUGUAAGAUUGUUAUGUAGGAUUUUAUUUUGACAAGAUUUUUUGUACAUAUCGUUAUGUAUAGAAGAAAUAAACUUUGUUC